Molecule: messenger RNA, 1098 nt
Organism: Ostrea edulis (European flat oyster)
Lineage: Eukaryota; Metazoa; Mollusca; Bivalvia; Ostreida; Ostreidae
Product: ATP-dependent DNA helicase RecQ-like
Exons: 3
Coding region: 1-1098 (365 amino acids)
Biological process (GO): double-strand break repair via homologous recombination; telomere maintenance
Cellular component (GO): nucleus; chromosome; nucleoplasm
Molecular function (GO): 3'-5' DNA helicase activity; four-way junction helicase activity
Source: RefSeq, a predicted model, not a curated record
AUGGCCUGCUUUCUUGAUAUUGAAGGGACUGGAGCCAGUACUUGCCCUAUUGGUAUCCACAGAGAUGAAAAAUCAGAUGAAGAUGUAGAUGAUGCUGACAUUAAUGACAUUAUAUUUUCUAAUGUCCCAAUUGAAAAUGUGAGAGAGGGUAAUAACUGUUACCUUUAUUCACACCCAGAAACCCUGAUUGAUAAGAAAGAGAUAGGCAAAAUGCUAAGGGGUAGAACCAUGCAGAAACUAGUUUGUGCCAUAGCUGUUGAUGAAGUCCACAUGAUAUCAGAAUGGGGAAAAGAAUUUCGUAAAUCAUUUUCCAGGCUAGGACAGCUAACUAGCAUCUUCCCUAAUAUACCACACUUAGCACUCACUGCUACAUCAACAACAGCUGAUUUGAAGCUUCUAAGCAAAACAUUAGACUUUAGGGAAACCCAUUACAUUAUUGCAAACCCUGAUCAUCCUAACAUCUUCAUGGAAAUAAGGAGGAGGUUGCCCAAUAUAAAGAAAUUUGAAAAAUAUGAUGCUUUGCUUGGAGAAAUCAGUCAGGAGUUUGAAGACAAACUUCAAGAAUUCCCAGUCACAAUUGUUUAUUGUGAUAAUUUAGAGAGUGUAGGCUACAGCUACGCAUACAUGCAUCACACUCUUGGGGAAAGGGCAUACUGUGACAAAGAUAAUCAAACACCUGAAAACAGGAUGUUUUCUCAGUAUCACAAGGACUAUACAUCAAAAAUGAAAAGUCAUGUGAUAAGUGAACUUUCAAAGCCAAAUCCUAGAAUCAGAUUAAUUUUUGCAACUGUUGCCUUGGGAAUGGGCUUAAAUGUCCCUGCUGUAAACCGAAUCAUCCAUUUCCGACCUCCAACAACAAUGGAAAAAUAUCUACAGGAAAUAGGCCGAGCAGGUAGAUCAGGUCAACCUGCUACUGCUAUCAUGUUCUUUAAUAACAAUGAUAUUACCUCCAACAGAAAAGGUUUAGACCCUAAAAUGAGAGAGUUUGCUUUAAACACCUCUACAUGUUUGAGGAUACAGAUGUUACUGUACUUUGGAUUUAAAGAAUCCCUGUUUAAUGGUCAAAAGGAGUUGUGUUGUGGAAAUUGUAGAUCAUAA